AGCGCAUCCGAUCGCUACCGAGUCGUGUCCCUUCUUCUUCAGAUCAGAGCACGACUUGGACAGCACACAAGCAAAACGUCGUGUCUCCCCCACAACCCGCCGCCGCCAAAAGAAGUGAGACAACGCCAGCCGCAAACGCUCCGAAGCAACAGAACAGCGACAGUUCAGCGAAUCUCACAUAUUCACCGCGUAUACACGCACUUCAACGUAUCCUGCGCCUCCAGCAUCGUACACGUUUACCCGACGUUUCUCCUUCGCGCGAAACAUCAGGAGAGAAGGAGAGAAAGAGAGAGAGAGAGAGACAGAGACAGACGUACACAUCACGAUCACGCACGGAGCAUCGCGCAUCGCAGUGAGGUAACGUAACGGCGAGAGAGAAAAAAGAAAGAAGCUGUGAGUGAGAAGGAGGAAGAGAGUAUAUCGGUACCGCUAUAACGAAAACCUUCCGCGAACAAUCAUCGUCGUCAUCGUUUCAUCGAUACGAGAGAGUUUCGACGCCGCCGUUUGAUAAUACACUCGUAUUAUUCGCAGCAGUGAGAACAGAGAAAGAAGACGCGUAUAGACUCGUGGGUGCGCGCAUUCGAAAAUCAAGUGUCUGUCUGUUGUAAACCUAUAAACUCUCUCAUAAUAGACCCUCGAGAAGAGAGGGCUUGGGUUUUUCGGUAACAAACUCUCCCCCCGCGCGCGGCAGCGCACACCUGCCUGUCCACGGCGCAAGCGAUAGAUUAUCCCUCAAGAGGUAGCAGCGGUUACUUGGUGGCUACUAAAAUAACAUCCACAGCGACACAAUGGCAGGAGAGCAGCAGCAGUUUUUUCUCAAAUGGAACGACUUCCAGUCGAAUAUGGUCUCGUCGUUCAAGCAUCUCAGAGAUGAGAAGAGCUUCACCGAUGUGACACUGGCCUGCGACGGACAGACGUGUAAAGCACACAAAAUGGUCCUGUCUGCAUGCAGUCCUUACUUUAAGUCUUUGUUAGAGAUCUCACAGGAAAAUCCGUCCAAACAUCCCAUUAUUAUACUGAAAGAUGUAGCGUAUAGUCACCUUCAAGCAAUCUUAGAAUUUAUGUAUGCAGGAGAAGUUAAUGUAUCACAGGAUCAACUGCCAGCAUUUUUGAAAACAGCGGACCGAUUGAAGGUCAAGGGUUUGGCAGAAGCUCCUGGUGCCAUCAAAAGAGAGGGUUAAGUCUUCACGUGACUAGUUGCGAUAUUUUGGAAAACGUGCGGACUGAUGAAACAGAGUGUAAUGUUGUAAAGUGAUUGCGUUAAUACAAACAACACAUACAUGAACACCACACAAAUCUUAACACACUUGCACUAAACACACUGACCUCUGGUUCUAGACUAGGAUCAACACAACCGUAAUACUAUAACCACAACAAAACUACUUACCAAAACUUUUUUUUCUUUUCAAUUAAGCUCAAAUGCGACAUUCGCGUUACCUGUUGAUGUUUGUCUUGAACCCAAUACAACUACAAUCACAAUAAUUAUAUUUUUCAAACAAAAUCGCAGAAAUAUAAACGACUUAUCACAAUAGUUAAAUGAUGUAUACAUAAGCUGGCCGGGGUCGUUUUGUGAAUCGCUGAAAAAUAUUUAUCGUUUAUUUAAAGUAGUCCUUUUAAGCAUACCAUGUAAUCGGUUAAGUUUUAAAAAACUCUCGCGCUUUACAAUUUGUUCCUGUCAGUAUUUCCUCAUAACGUUUUAAACUUUGCUACAGUGGUUACGGUCUGCUUGAAAAUAUAGCGUUACUAAGCUCUGAUUUCUUUACACCUGAUACGAUUUACAAAAUUCCUGGCCAACCGAUCAUACAAUUUUCAAGACGUCGUUGCUGCAAGUCGUGACGCUAUGAAUAUUAUAAUUUUAUUUAAGCUCUGUGAUCUUUUUCUUAUCGAAACCAAGUUAUAAUUUACAAAGUUAAUAGGUGAUCGAGAAAUAUUUAUCGAAUGACUUAGCGUGACGACUUUCAACAAUGGUGACUUUGUGUAACCAAAUACUGCCAGUAAUUGUCAUUGGCGUAUUCACAUUAUUACCGAUAGACCAAAUUUAUUUAUGAUAAUAAUAUAUUGAAAGGUUGGUUGUCCUGAACCGAGGGAAAUGGAUUAUUGUAACAUAAAGCGAGCAAAUUUUGUAAAGCCGGAGCGCACAGUUCCUUUCUCCUCUUUAAUAAAUACAGGACCAUUGUAGAGAGAAAAAAGAACAUUGUAGAUCAAGUGAGGGGUAAGGAAAAAAAUAAAAAUAAAAAAAAAACAAAUGCGGAUAAAAAUAAUUAAAUAAAUACGUCGUCGAGUCUCGCAUUAAUUCGGAUAAGUAUCUGAUUUACAGAUACAUUUUGACAAGAUUUUUUCGCGACAUUCUACUUCGAGAUAAUUCUAAUUUUUGAUACUUCUAUAGGAUUCCUUUGUGUGAAUUGCUGACGCAAAUAUUAUUUCAAAUCUUUAUUACAAUCUGUGAAAUUUUGGGAGAAAUAAAUAAUGUAAUUUUUUAUCUAUAAAUAUACAUUGUCUAAGAGGCAUUUUCUUUUUUAAAUGAAUACGCCGGCUAACCGGAGAAUUAAUGCAUAAACUGACGUAGAGAUAUGUGUACGUCAUAAGACGUAGAAAAAUAGUGAAAAAACGGUGAAGCGGCGCAUUUAGUUCGAAGUUUGGAAAAGAACUGACUUUUAUUUCGUUCUUCGAAGAGCUUAAUUGUAAGCGUUGUUCUCAUCGUUUCUGAUAAAAAAAAGAAUAGAAUUGAAAUGAAAAUUAUAGAAAUGUCGGAGUUUCAUUGUAGAAAUAAAUGUUUGAUUGCAAUUCAUGUGGUUGACUUAAGUUUCUACAAUGUCACGUGUACGGUUAUUAUGUAAACAGUUAAUGAGAGUAACACAUGUCGAAAGUGAUUUUUACAGUCAAAGUAUGUCUUUUUAAAAGUAUCGGCGAAUAACUUUUCAGCACGAUCGAAUUGUAUAUUUUAAAUUUAGUUUAUCGUUUUAUUGAGCCACCAAAAUUUAACUUUUGUUUUAGGAACAUUCUCAUUUCUAAAUAUUCUAAGCCUUUUGCUAUUCCUAAACUAGAUUAUUUCUCUAAUUAUAGCCUUACUUUUGCUACUGACAUGACUCGAUGAUGACUACGAUUAUGAUAUGAAGAUGUUGAGAUAUAAAAUAAAUUGUGUAAAUAUAUGAAA
Molecule: messenger RNA, 3154 nt
Organism: Nasonia vitripennis (jewel wasp)
Lineage: Eukaryota; Metazoa; Arthropoda; Insecta; Hymenoptera; Pteromalidae
Gene: lolal
Product: longitudinals lacking protein-like
Exons: 4
Coding region: 789-1181 (130 amino acids)
Biological process (GO): regulation of transcription by RNA polymerase II
Cellular component (GO): nucleus
Molecular function (GO): protein binding
Source: RefSeq, a predicted model, not a curated record